Messenger RNA from Carya illinoinensis, 4920 nucleotides. Its product is annotated as DNA mismatch repair protein MSH1, mitochondrial. NCBI's taxonomy places the organism in Eukaryota, Viridiplantae, Streptophyta, Magnoliopsida, Fagales, Juglandaceae. Gene Ontology annotation, molecular function: ATP-dependent DNA damage sensor activity; mismatched DNA binding; ATP binding. Gene Ontology annotation, biological process: mismatch repair. Bases 1813 to 4638 code for a protein of 941 amino acids. Gene Ontology annotation, cellular component: nucleus. The transcript is spliced from 15 exons. The record is from RefSeq and is a predicted model, not a curated record.
AAAAUUAAUAGUAAACAAUUAUAUUAUAAUAAUAUUUUAUUUUAACUUUCAACAGAAUAUCUCAUCUCAUCUUAAUUGUGUAAUCAAAUGAGACCUUAGUCUUCCCUCGACUUGAACUACCUCCCUUAUUGUCGUAGUUAAUUGCCCAUGAAAGACGCUUUAACUCCCUGCUUUUUUUGAAACUUGAUUUGGUUUCAAGCAUGUGGCUCGCCUCAAUCGUAGUGAAUAGAGCUUUUAAUUUGGUCUUCAUAUGCAUCAUUUGAAAUCUCUACGAUUUGCUUAAACCCAUUAACUUUAUUAAGAACCCAAUCUGAUGGUGAAUCCGCUAUAUCAUUUAACAGAGGAAGAGAAACCAGGGGAGCAACAUUAUCCCUAGACAUAGUACUCAACUGCACUCCCAACUCUAAGCCUUCCUCCACACAAGGCACCAACAAUAAACCCAUAAUUUCCUUCCCACCAUAUCCUGCGUUCAAAUCCCAAGUCUCCUCGACAGCUAAAUGGUUGCUGUGCAUUGUUUCUAUCACCAUAAAAGGUUUCUCCCCUUCAUCGAUGAUGACAUUGCUGAUAUUUGCUUCACCCCCCGACUAUCCUUGUAGUUCCACUUUGUCAGACCCUACUGCUCCCUCAGGAAUAAAACAGGUAGGAGAAGCACUACCUUCAGUUACCCCAUUUGUAAAAAGAGGCUCGACUGUUUCUUCCAAAGUACCAACCCCAUUUGCAACUGGUGACUGUGGGCCUGUUGCUCCCUCGGGAGGUAUGGAUGACAUGUUGCUGAUGUCCUGAGUGACUUGCAUGGACAAAUGACACUAUCUGUGACGGUGUUGAAACGCCCUUUGCUGAUGCACUUGAGGCCUUCGAACCCAUAGGAUCUACCCCAGCCCUCCCUUGUCCUUUUUCGACCCACCACCAAAACCCACUACUAGGUCCAACCCCUUAUCCACUUUAAUCAUCAAAUCUCUCACAUACUCCAUAACUCCCGUCAAUUGAGUUUUGAUGUCCCACAUGACCCUCUCAAUUUUUCCCAAUGUCACAUAACGGCCUUUGUCUCCAACAAAUGCCUUAUCCUUUCCUUCUACCGCGGAGCUGAUCUAGACUGGACUACCCACAUGUGAUCUUAACAUUGCAGCGUACGAAGCACCCUUGACUGAGGAACACUUUCCCACUUUGGACCUAGUAAAACUUUGAAUGGACUGCAGAAAGCCUUUCCAUCCAAUGCCAUUUGUGCCUUCCGGAAUCAUCAACAAACCUUUCUUCCUUCCAUUCCGAAAUUCUAAGAUUUGCUGAAAGUUGCCUCUUGCAUUAACAUGAUGUUGAAUGAUAAAUACUACAUUACCCAUCCUUAGCUCUUUGAAGAAACCUCCAUGACAGCUAAGUUCUAAACAAUCCUCAAUCCCCUUAGCCAACCAUGAAGCUACCGUCCCACCUAAACACAUGAACUUAGCUAUCCUUUUGCCACAUUCAGAGAUACGAAAACUAUGUCCUCCCUCUUUCAUAAAAAUGGAAGUUUUUGAUUCCACCUUCAACCACCUCUCACCUUCCAACUGAGACAAAUCAGCAUCGCGCGUCGUCAUCGUCAGAUCCCCAAUUCCAAAUCAGAGGUACCCUAUUGCUCCCGCUUCAUCAUCUUAGCCACGAUGAGCACAAGAAAUGCAAAAUAGAGAUGCCAAAAUAGAGGUGCCCACAGAGAUAUCCCUUAACUGUUGUUUCCGGUCGCCCGAGGAGGAUUGACAUCGGAGGCCCCUCAAAGGAGUCAUUGGAGUCCGUCGGUGAAGUUUGUGGCUGUGGUGGAGGCAGAGGCCUAGGCGACGAUUGAUGUCACCUUUGAGAAAGGAAAAAAAAGGGAAAAACGGCAAAACCAUCUCACCAGCGGGAGGAUUGUUGCUGGACAGCCCUCAAGGAGGACGCCGGGGCCCGUCUGCCCCGUCUGUGACGGAAUUGAAGUGUCACUCGCCGGUCGGAGGAAUAUCCCGUUCUGCAAGUGGUUAUUGCAUAAAUUUAGUCCUAGAGACCAUGAAGACAUAUUCAUCUGAAGAUGGUUUGACUGAAGAGGCCAUAGUUACCAAGCUUCGUACUUGUCGAUGCCACCAUUUAUUUCUGCAUGCAUCUUUGCGAAACAAUUCUUCAGGCACUUGCCGUUGGGGAGAAUUUGGUGAGGGAGGCCUAUUGUGGGGAGAAUGUAGUGCGAGACAAUUUGAAUGGUUUGAGGGAAAUCCUGUGAAUGACCUUUUACUUAAGGUAAAGGAGCUUUAUGGUCUCGAUGAUGAGGUUACAUUUAGGAAUGUCACCGUGUCUUCAGAAAAUAGGCCACAGCCUUUAACCCUAGGAACAGCAACACAAAUUGGCGCCAUACCAACUGAUGGAAUACCAUGUUUGUUGAAAGUGCUGCUUCCAUCUAAUUGCAGUGGUCUACCUGUACUGUAUAUUAGAGAUCUUCUUCUUAAUCCUCCUGCUUAUGAGAUUGCAUCUGCAAUUCAAGAAACUUGCAAACUUAUGAGCAACGUAACAUGCUCGAUUCCUGAGUUUACCUGUGUUUCAUCUGCAAAGCUUGUAAAGCUACUUGAACAGAGGGAGGCCAAUCAUAUUGAGUUUUGUAGAAUUAAAAAUGUACUUGAUGAAAUAUUGAACAUGUACAAAAAUUCUGAGCUCAAAGAAAUUCUGAAAUUGUUGAUGGAUCCGACAUGGGUGGCAACUGGGUUAAAAAUUGACUUUGAGACAUUGGUUUCUGAGUGUGAAGGGGCUUCAUAUAGAAUUGGUGAAAUGAUCUCUCUGGAUGGCGAAAGCGAUCAAAAAAUCAGCUCCUCUUCCGUCAUUCCCAGUGACUUUUUCGAGGAUAUGGAGUCUUCUUGGAAAGGUCGUGUGAAGAGGAGACAUAUAGAAGAGGAAUUUACUGAUGUGCAGAGGGCAGCUGAUGCCUUAACUUUAGCAGUUACUGAAGAUUUCCUUCCUAUAAUUUUUAGAAUAAAGGCAACCACAGCCCCAUUUGGAGGUCCAAAGGGAGAAAUUUUAUAUGCUCGAGAACAUGAAGCUGUUUGGUUCAAGGGCAAACGUUUUGCACCAUCUGUAUGGGCUGGGACUCCUGGUGAAGAACAAAUUAAAAGGCUUAAACCUGCUGCAGAUUCAAGAGGUCGAAAGGUUGGAGAGGAAUGGUUUACCACAAUGAAGGUGGAGGAUGCCUUAACUAGGUACCAUGAGGCAGGCGCCAAGGCAAAAGUAAAGGUCUUGGAAUUAUUGAGGGGACUUUCUUCUGAAUUACAAUCUAAAAUCAAUAUCCUUGUCUUUGCUUCCAUGUUGCUUGUGAUUGCAAAGGCAUUAUUUGCUCAUGUGAGUGAAGGGAGAAGAAGGAAAUGGGUUUUCCCCAUUCUGGCAGGGUGCAAUGGGCCCAAGGAUGUGAAGCCAUUAAAUGGAGCAUAUGGGAUGAAAAUAACCGGUCUAUCUCCCUAUUGGUUUAAUGUAGCAGAAGGCAGUGCUGUACAUAAUACAGUUGAUAUGCAAUCAUUGUUUCUUUUGACAGGACCAAAUGGGGGUGGUAAAUCAAGUUUGCUUCGAUCAAUUUGUGCUGCUGCAUUACUUGGAAUAUGUGGAUUUAUGGUGCCUGCACAUUCGGCCUUGAUUCCUCAAUUUGACUCGAUCAUGCUUCACAUGAAAUCUUAUGAUAGUCCUGCUGAUGGUAAAAGUUCAUUUCAGGUAGAAAUGUCAGAAAUUCAGUCCAUUAUUGCUGGAACAACUAAAAGAAGCCUGGUGCUUAUAGAUGAAAUUUGCCGAGGAACAGAAACAGCAAAAGGGACUUGUAUUGCUGGUAGCAUCAUUGAAACUCUAGAUAAAAUUGGCUGCCUUGGUAUUGUAUCCACUCACUUGCAUGGAAUAUUUACUUUGCCACUCAUUACCAAGAACACUGUUUACAAAGCAAUGGGAACAGUAUAUGUUGAUGGGAAAACAAAACCAACUUGGAAGUUGAUAGAAGGGAUAUGUAGAGAAAGCCUUGCAUUUGAAACAGCUAAGAAGGAGGGAAUUCCUGAAACAAUCAUCCAAAGAGCGGAAGGCCUCUACCUUUCAGUUUAUGCAAAAGUUCUUUCGGAACAAAGUGUUACAAAACCAGACUUAUGUUCUAGCACGAGUGCCAAUGGUUUUGAUGAAUCCCAUUUUCAAUCAAGUGGGACUCUUGAAGUAGCUACCUAUAAUAGUGCAGAGUUAGCAAACCCAAUGCAAGUUUUACAAAAAGAAGUUGAGAAUGCCAUCAGGGUAAUAUGUCAGGAGAAGCUUAAUGAGUUCUACAAGAAGACAAACGUAUCAGAUCUUGCAGAGGUACAUUGUGUCCUAAUCGGUGCUAGGGAACGGCCUCCUCCAUCAACAAUAGGUGCUUCCAGUGUCUAUGUGAUGCUUAGACCGGAUAAGAAAAUAUAUGUUGGAGAGACGGAUGAUCUUGAGGGCCGAGUCCGUGCUCAUCGUUCGAAGGAAGCAAUGCAAAAUGCGUCUUUCCUUUAUUUCAUAGUCCCAGGGAAGAGUCUGGCUUGCCAACUGGAAACUCUUCUCAUCAACCAGCUUCCUAAUCAAGGGUUCCAACUAACCAAUAUGGCCGAUGGUAAGCACAGAAAUUUUGGCACAUCGAUCUCCAUAGGAAGCGUGCCCGUAUGUUCAUAAUGUGGUAGCCCUUGAUCACAUGUUGUGUAACCCAUAGCUAGUCAGUCAGAAGUAGCUGGCGCUCGGCCAUGGCAUGUUAAGUGUUAUGCAAUUCAAAGACAGCAAGAGGAGAAACUGAUCCGGCAGUGGCUGCAGCAAUCUUCCCUUUUUUGAUGUCUGUGGCACCACUUGCAGUUCAAUGCCCUCAAUUGCUGUAAAAGGGCUGAGAUUUUCCGUUAUUUGGCAUGUAAUCAUACUGCAUGUAAUGCCAUAUGUAUAUAAAUUCUCCAUUUCCUUGUUCAA